AUGGCCGAUUCAGGAUCUGGUAUCACCAUCCUAGACGGGAAGGACCUCAGUUCACUUCAGGAUCGACCACGCCUGAGCGACACCACGACUCGAGUAUACCCGUACAAGUCCAAAACGCCUCUGAGUAUGUUCGGGAAGUUUAAAGUAACCGUAACAACUGAAAACGAGACCAUAUCUCAGGAGACUAUUUACGUCGCCGAAGGAGCAGGAGGAUCCCCUCUGAGCUGGCAAGCCUCGCAGAACUUUGGGCUCAUAUCGAUCACAAGUCCACUGGUGUCUAAAUCCAGACCAGAGAUCAAUCAGCUGGUACAGGAGUAUGACGAUUUGUUGAAAGGCCUUGGAAAGCUGAAAGAUUACCAAAUACAUCUGCAGAUCGACGACAGCGUCCAGCCAUCAGCACAAUCUCACCGACGUGUACUUCAUGGCCGGAAGCAACUCGAAGAGCAGCUAGAAAGAGACGAGCAGCACGGCGUUAUGGAGCGCGUGGAUGGACCGACCCCAUGGGUUUCACCCGUUGUUGUAGCACCCAAGCCCAAGCAGCCUGGAAAAAUCAGAAUGUGCGUUGACAUGAGACAGGCAAAUAGUGCGAUCCAACGUGAACGACACAUCAAACCAACGAUCAAAGAAAUCAUCGCUGAGUUGAACGGAGCCUCCAUUAUGGAGAAGCACCUCCUGAACUUAGCAUAUGUCUGA
Molecule: messenger RNA, 693 nt
Organism: Stylophora pistillata
Lineage: Eukaryota; Metazoa; Cnidaria; Anthozoa; Scleractinia; Pocilloporidae
Source: RefSeq, a predicted model, not a curated record